Messenger RNA from Lucilia sericata (common green bottle fly), 4071 nucleotides. Its product is annotated as C3 and PZP-like alpha-2-macroglobulin domain-containing protein 8. Gene Ontology annotation, molecular function: endopeptidase inhibitor activity. Gene Ontology annotation, cellular component: extracellular region. The record is from RefSeq and is a predicted model, not a curated record. NCBI's taxonomy places the organism in Eukaryota, Metazoa, Arthropoda, Insecta, Diptera, Calliphoridae.
UGUUGUGUAUGAUACGGAAAGAAAUCAUAAAGAUCUAAAUAUGAAACUCUAUACGAUUCAUCAAUAUUUCAUACUGCUGCAAUGUAUGGCAUUCAUAGUUGGUGAAAAUUAUUAUAGCAUAAUUGCUCCAGGUUUAAUGAAAUCAAAUCGCAAAUAUACUAUAGCUGUAACACUUCAUGAUUCUACUACGCCCUGCACUAUACGCGUUUCUAUUAUGGGUCGUUCUUAUAAUGCUACAGAUAAUGUUCUGUUGCAACCGUUUGAAUCGAAGGAAAUUGAUUUUUUCCCACCCAAAUUGGAAAAUGGUAACUACGCAUUGUUGGCAGAGGGUAUGGGAGCUUGUGGAUUUAGAAAUCAAAGUGUAUUGUUAAUUGAUAGUUCUGCGGGUCCAAAAAUUUACGUACAAACCGAUAAGUCGGUGUAUAAACCUUUAGAUUUGGUACAAUUUCGUGUUGUUAUAUUGGAUGAACAUACGAGACCAGUGUAUAUAAGAGAACCUAUACGUAUUGAGAUAUUUGAUAGUGAUACAAAUCGUGUUAAACAAUUCAAAGACAUAACCCUUACUAAAGGAGUCUUUACCGGGAAAUUUCAAUUGUCUCAGCAGCCAGUGAUGGGAGAUUGGGAAAUAAGAACAACAAUAAGUGGAAAAUAUUCAUAUCAAAAGUCCAAAAAAAUUAAGAUACAACAGUAUACUUUACCAAAAUUCGAUAUAUUCGUAGAUACUCCAGAAAAUGUAAUACCUUUAGAUCCUCACGUUAUAGCGGAAAUCUAUGGAAAAUAUACAUUCGAUAGAUAUGUGAAAGGUUUUCUAACCGUUCAGUUACAUGUACAGGGAAGCAAUGAUUUGAUUGAAGAAAAGGUUUUACAUAUAGAUGGUUUAGUUGUAGUAGACUUUGACUUAGAACAUUCAAACAAACUUACGGGAGUUAAUUCUGUAGUCUUAUGGGCUAAGCUUGAAGAAAAACACACCGGUAUAUGGCGGACUUAUACGCAAACAAUUGCAAUACGUAAAGAAAGUUAUAAAAUACUUAUACCGGAUGAUGAGAUUGAAUUUCGUAAUAAUAAACCAUUUCGUUUGAGAGCUUAUAUUGAAGAAUGGAAUGGUGGACCGGUAUGGGAUCAAAGUACCCCCGUUAUAUUGCAACAUGGUGUUAAGAAAUAUCAAACAUAUUUAAAUGACAAAGGUGUGGCAGUAUUUCAAUUUGAUCAACAGCCUGAUGCUUCUUAUACGGUGAAAUUUAAGGAUUCACAACAAACAUUGCCAAAUAUUUUUGUAGCAGAUGAAAGUAUCUCUUAUAACGAGAAACUCAUUUAUUGUAGAUUAACAUUGAAAGAAAGACCUGUUCUCGGAAAACCGGUUAAAGUAGAAGUCCGCUCAUCCUUUACUAUACCAUAUUUUGUAUAUACCAUAGUAGGGCAUGGCAGCAUAGUCCAAACGGGUCUUAUAAAACUUUCACCAAAUAGAAAAACAUAUACGCUUAUGAUAACUCCUUCAAUUGAACUUGUUCCGAAAUCUUUUUUAUAUGUUCACUAUAUACAAAAUGGUAAUUUCAGAUAUGAAGAAUUGGUUUUAAAUUUUCCUUUGGAAUUAGAAAAUCAGAUUUCAAUAACAGCUCCCAAACAAGUAAAACCUGGUCAAGAGGUUACUUUAAACCUAAAAGCACAACCCAAGUCCUAUGUCAGCAUAUUGGCAGUUGAUCUUAGUGUUUAUAUAUUGGAUAAGAAAUAUGAUAUAUAUAAAACGCAAAUAUUAGAAGAUUUAAAGGUGGAUGUUUCGUAUAUUCCCAAUGCUUAUAUAGUGAGACCGGGUAUUAUAUCUGGACUUAUAACUCUUACAAAUGCACAUUAUCCAGUUAAAACUGUCUAUCCAAACAUUGUAUCUAGUGCUGGUGCUGGACCUUUAAUAUUUCGUACAAAAUUUCCAGAAACUUGGAUAUUUGAAAACUAUAUAAUUAAUAACACAGAUACUCAAAUAACUCUCAACAUACCGGAGACUAUAACUACUUGGCGUAUAACAGCAUUUUCUAAUAAUGAUAUGACAGGUUUUGGCAUAGUCGAUGGACCCACCGAUAUAACUACAUUUUUGCCAUUUUUUAUUACACUUAAUCUGCCCUAUUCGGUGAAAAGAGAAGAAACUGUUGUCAUCCCAGUAACCAUUUUCAAUUAUCACAAUCAAUCUCUGGACACUGAUGUCAUACUAUACAAUAAUAACAUGCAAUUUCGAUUUAUGGAACCUUUAUCGAAAUUCUCCCCUAGACAACAACAAUUAAAAACCAUUAAUAUUCCCUCAAAUGGUGGCACAACAGUCAAAUUUCUGAUUAAACCCUUAGAAGUAGGAAACAUAGAAUUGCGUAUAGCAGCCAAUAAUUCGUUAUAUAAUGACGGUAUAGUACAAAAACUAAAAGUUUUACCCGAAGGUAUUACACAGUAUCAAAAUAAGGCGAUUUAUUUGAGCGCUACAACGGAAAUGUCAUCGCUAACUUUAGAUAUACCAUUAGAUAGUGUCAGAGAUUCUGAGUAUAUAACACUUUCUGUGGGUGGAGAUUUUAUUAUUCCUUCGCUAGAGAAUCUUAAUGAAUUGAUCAAAAUGCCUACCGGUUGUGGUGAACAAAAUAUGGUGAAUUUUGCUCCCAAUAUAUUGAUUUUAGAUUAUCUAAAAGCCAAUGGAAAAUACUCAAAAGAGAAGAAUCUAGUCAGUAAAGCUAAAAAUUAUAUAGAAAUAGGUUAUCAGCAAGAACUAUCGUUCCGCCAUAAAAAUGGCGGUUAUAGUGUUUUUGGUGAAAAUUCAGAUAAAGAAGCUAGCAACUGGCUUACGGCUUAUGUAGUGCGUUUCUUGAUUAAGGCUUCGAAAUAUAUAGCAAUUGAAUCUCGUAUAAUUGAUAGUGGUUUGGAAUAUUUGGCAAAUCAACAAUGGUUCGAUGGUAAAUUUCCCUAUACCGGUUAUUUAUUUUAUAAGGAACUACAAAAUACCUAUAGUUUUACGGCGUUUGUACUGUUGACAUUUAUGGAGGAUAGAAGAUAUUCCCGUAAAUAUCAAACUGUUAUACGAAAAGGACUUGACUAUGUAACCUCCGAUUUGGAUGAUAUCUAUGAUAUUUAUGCGCUCUCCAUUAUAGGAACUGCAUUAAGUAAAGCCAAACAUCCAAGUAGCGAUAAAGUUAUAGAGAAAAUUCAAAGCAUGCGUAAAGAAGACGAAAAAGGUCUCAUGUGGUGGACGGAUAAUACAAAUGAUGUCGAGACGACAGCUUAUGUUUUAAUGACUCUUCUAAAUGCUCCCGGUAAUCAUUUGCCUAUAGUAAAGUGGUUGAUUAAGCAACGUAAUCAGCAAGGUGGUUUUAAAUCUACCCAUGAUACAGUGGUGGGUCUUGAGGCCUUAGUGAGAUUUAGUCAGAAAUUUAACAAUGAAAGCAAUUGGGAUUUGAAAAUAUCCUACUCAGCUCAAGAUCACGAAGGAAAUGAAAAGAAAAUCAAUGAGUUUUCGGUAAAUCCAGAUAAUGCUUUAGUUUUACAACAACAUGAGUUACCAAAAUCUGUACGUCUCGUUAAUUUCGAAAUCAAAGGUAGCGGUUAUUCUUUGGUACAACUUUCCUCUCGGUACAAUAUCAAAAAUGAUGUGGACAUCAAAUAUUUUAUCAUGAACGUUAAUUCUUCUUCGUAUAAUGACGAAGAAAUGGAUUUACAUGUUUGUUUUACCUAUCAGGCUCUAGAAGCAGUUAAUAACAAUACAAAUAUGGUCAUUAUGGAAGCAAAUCUACCUUCAGGUUUUAAAACCGAAGCAGAAUUUAGUCGAGAUUUAGUGGAAAAUGAAUUUAUACAAAGAAUUGAGACAAAAAAUGAUGAAACUGUGGCGAUUUUAUAUUUUGAUAAAUUAUCAACUGGUAUUAGACAUUGUGUGACAAUCGAAACGUUUAGAUCGAAUGAGAUAGAAGAUCAAAAACCGGCAGCUAUAGUAAUGUAUGAUUACUAUAACACAAAUCGCACUAAUACAAUGUUUUAUACAAUUUAGAGUUAAAAUAAAAAUAAUAUUAAGUGAAAUUGGAAAAAAACAGUUCAGUUUUUAAUAAAAAAGGU